Cyclocybe aegerita is the source of this 2592-nucleotide messenger RNA. The record is from the annotation of a GenBank genome assembly. Lineage: Eukaryota; Fungi; Basidiomycota; Agaricomycetes; Agaricales; Hemipholiotaceae.
AUGUAUCCCACUCUCCUUCACGCUUGGAAAAAAUUUAAUCAGUAUUCAAUAUUCGGUAUCCUUUCGUUUAGGAGCCCAAGCAGAGACUUCAAGGUUCUGUCGCGUAUCUUCGGCGGGAGUCGCGGCACCGUCGUCCAGCACUCUAAUUUCCAGGUGAACACGUACCAGGUGCCGACAAAUGGAACCAGAGGUUUCGACACCCUUAAACAAUAUGUCUCCCCGAACGCGUUCUACGACUCCGACGAUCGCCCCGAUCCACCAAAGUGUCACGAGAAUACUCGCCUGGCUGUAAUUAAGAAGAUCAUGGACUGGGUCUUAGGCGAAUUCGACGAGGGUGCCCUCGUAUUAUGGCUCUAUGGGCCCGCUGGCUCUGGAAAGACGGCCAUAGCACGAACGAUCGCCGGUCUCUGCGACACCCAGCAUCUCCUCCUCGCAAGCUUUCUUUUCUUUCGGACAGAUUCCAGACGAAACACGAUGAAGUCGAUUGUUGCCAACAUUUCUUAUCGUGCAGCCCUUCGCAUUCCACAGCUACGAGCCUUCAUCGAGGAUGCUAUCGAGACCGACCCCCUCAUCUUCGAAUAUUCCCUCGAGGUUCAACUCACCAAGCUGUUUAUCGAGCCACUUCAAUCUCUGUUAGAUACCGGAAUUUCCUCUCAAUAUCACCUUCCGACUUUGCUCGUCAUUGACGGUCUAGAUGAAUGCCUAGAUGAAGCUGCGCAAGCUAGUCUCAUCGAACUACUAUCCAGUGUCCCCCGACAUUGUGGAUUCCCGCUCAAGGUUCUGCUCUCCAGUCGGCCAGAGCAGCAGCUGAAGUUUGCAAUCAACUCAAUCAGUCCCCCAUCGAUGGUUUCCUAUCUGGAACUCAACGACAGUUUCCACCCCAGCGAUGACAUUCGCCUCUUUCUCAUCAGCAACUUCGGACGACUAAAGGCGUCUCAUCCAUUGCGAACACUGAUACCCCCUUGCUGGCCCACAGUAGCUCAGGUAAACACGCUCGUUCAGAAGGCAUCAGGUCAGUUCGUCUACGCCGCUGUCGUCGCAAGAUAUGUAAAGUCGGUCCGGCAUCUGCCACCUGAGCGCCUGGACAUUGUUUUGGAUCUUCGACCACCUGAUCGGGACCUGCCGUUUGCGGAACUGGACAGCCUUUACAAGCACAUCCUCUCGCGCGCCGAGGAUAUCGACUUGGUCCUGAAGAUAUUGGGUAUUAGGAUCGCCAUGCAACGUGAUUCGUUUGCGCCUCACAUUCACGUCAUCGAGCGCAUUGUCGCCUUAAAGGAAGGGUCUGUGCUAGUCGCAUUGAGCGACUUGCACUCUUUGGUGGAGUGUGACGAUAAUGGUCAGAUAAAGAUUCACCAUUCCUCCCUUCCCGAUUUCUUUCUCGCCCCACAUCGGUCUGGCAGCUAUCACAUUGACAUUCCCGCCAUGCAUGAAAAAAUUCUGCUGUGGACCCUUGUACUUCAACCGGACUUCCAGAUUAACCCUUCCUUGUGGUAUACGAUAGAGCUUGACUUGCACCUGAAGGCGACCCGUUUUACCCCCGAACUUGAACGUGCUUUAUGGAAUUUUCCCCUAGUGUUAUAUGUAGAUAAUCAUCCGUUCCCUUUUAUCGAGGCCGCUCUAGCGGUCCGGUGGCAAAUAUUUGACGCCCUAGAGAUGCUGAAGCAGGACAAAAUCCUUGACCGUUUAUCCCUGCUACUAAAUCAACACAUGGUUCGCCGAAUCGAUUCCUGCCCAUCUCCACAACGAUUUGCCCUCAUUAGUACCAUCUGGUUCGCAUAUUGGCGCCAACCUCAAGACUACUGGCUCAGGCGAAUUCCAGGCAAUCUGGGACUGUCCGGUGUAUGGAAAAAGCUACGCGCCACACUCUUCAGUUUCGACUCCGCGGACGUCAAAUGGGAUCAGAAAAACUUCGAAACACUGCAACACCCAAUGCGUUUUAUGCCUAGGGUGUGGCAGUCGUUCCGCGACCUCGACCCAGUCAUAGCUUUAUUUGGUGGGAACAACGAGGCAGCGUAUCAAGAGCAUUUUUCGUCCAACAGACUGGUUCGGGUGGCUCUGGCAUGUCUCCAUUAUCUGCGGUGCCGAGGAAGUCGGGAAACACACCCUUCGCGACGAUUUGUCUGCACCUGGGCACGACGAUCCGCACGGACGCCGUGGCUCUGGAGGCUGCGGAUGCGCCUCACGUCCCGUAAAUCGACUCUUCCCAACCUCCUUUCCCGUAUCCAGUUCCCUCGUUGGCGACCAGAACGUACGUCUCCGAGCCUCCGAAAGCUGCCGCAGAUCCUAGAUUCCGACUACUUCCCGAAAAUCACUUCGUUCAUCACACGGUAUGCGAUGUACAUGCUAGCGCUCGACCUCUUCAACAUCGUCCUUCGUUUGACAAACGAGUCGCCAGAACUCACGCAGGCGCUCUCGAAGCCGUUCAUCUUCCAUCCUGCAACUAUUGCCCUUCCCCGGCGGACUAGGCAAGCCAAGCGUGCUAUUCGAAAAUAUCGAGAGAAGGCCCGCAUUUCGACGUGGGAGACGUCGUCCGAAGGUUCAUCUAAGGAAACUGAGUACCUGUCUUGCAGUGAUUCGGAAGAAGGAACAUAG